AUGCUCUUCCUACCAACCCUCCUCCUCACAUCCACCCUCGCCUCUCCCCUACCCUUCUCCAACUCCUGUACCCCCACCAACCUCGUCCAGAACCCCUCCUUCGAAUCCAACCCCUCGGACCUUUCCCCCUGGCUCUCCCUAGCCACGGGCUCCUUCUCCUCGCGCACCCUCUCGCGCGACAACCCGGGCGGCCACAACAGCGCAACCGCGUACAUCGCCUCAUGUAAUAGCAGCGCGGAUAUCCUGUCUACGCUUACACUGUCGCAGUCGUAUAUUGAGGUGGCGGGUGGAAAGACGGUGGAGUGUUAUGCGUGGGCUAGAGCGGGGAAAGGAGGGAAGGGAGGGGCGAGGGUGGAGGUCUUUCUUGAUGGGACGAGUUGUGGGGGUGUGGUUGAGGUGGGCGAGGGACAGGAGGAGUGGGUGAAGGUUGGGGGGAGGGUGGUUGUGCAGGAUGUGGGUGCGGGUGGUGUGGGACAUACGGUUGCGGUUACAGUACAAGGGUAUGGGGCUGAAGGGGAUGGGGGAUGGAGUAUUGCGAUUGAUGACGUUGGGGUUGGGGUUGGAUGUUGA
Messenger RNA from Bipolaris maydis ATCC 48331, 570 nucleotides. RefSeq lists its product as uncharacterized. The record is from RefSeq and is a predicted model, not a curated record. NCBI's taxonomy places the organism in Eukaryota, Fungi, Ascomycota, Dothideomycetes, Pleosporales, Pleosporaceae.